Molecule: messenger RNA, 4059 nt
Organism: Nasonia vitripennis (jewel wasp)
Lineage: Eukaryota; Metazoa; Arthropoda; Insecta; Hymenoptera; Pteromalidae
Gene: IntS4
Product: integrator complex subunit 4
Exons: 10
Coding region: 414-3185 (923 amino acids)
Biological process (GO): snRNA processing
Cellular component (GO): integrator complex
Source: RefSeq, a predicted model, not a curated record
AGAGCGGUUGGAGACGAUCUAGAGUAGAGUUCAUCGUUGGGAUCAGAGAACGAAAUCAUUAGUCAUCUUUACUUAAAAUCACGGUUAUAGAAAAGCUUGCAGGGAAAGUCGAAUCAUCGUACAGAGAUGAUUUUGAAUUGUCACUGGAUAUUUUAACAAAAUUCUGUAACAAACUUCGUCAACUAUUUCUAAUCGCCAUAAAAUACAUACGAGAAUGCUGCGGCAAUAUAAACUGGGAUGCUACAUCAUAACAUGUGUGAAUUAUGAGUAUUGUGACCCAGUCGCGAGAAUGCUGCAGUGAAAUUAUAGUUUACUUUUACCUUGAAAUAUUAAAGAGGCGUACUUCUGUAAGGAUUCGAUGUAGGUAAUAGAGUUUUUAUCAGCUAUAAUUGUUCAGAAGCUAAUCAUUCAUAAUGGCUGCGUUAAUGAAAAAGAGAGUAUUAGCUGAGUUUAACCAAAGUCAAACUGUGACAGCAGAACCACCUGUUAAACGUCUUAAAACUUUGAGACUACCAGCUUCUGCCUCAAAAAAUGGCUCAAGUAACAAAGGCAGUUCGGCAUUAGCUUAUUGUGAAUGCUUAGAAAAAUGCAAAGGAGGUAAUGAUGCGUUGCAAUUAUUGGUUCGAAUAUCAGACACUCUUGGCCAGAUGGCUAUAGAGGAUAUUCCAACAGCUGUAAAAAAAUUGUCUGAAAGAUUUGCCAUUGAGCAAGAAGCUGCAGUGAGAGCAAAAAUUCUUUGGAUAUUUGCUGAACUAGGAGAAUUGACAUACGACCCUUUGGAAAAAACAAGGAUCGUUAAUGAGACAGCUAAUCUUUUGAAAGAAGAAAAAUCGCACAGAGUCAAAAGUCAAGGGCUUGCUACCCUUUUAAAAUUAGGGGAUUAUAACAAAACCUUGGUUUUAAAAAUAGCAAGAGACCACUUACCAGACACCUGGCAUGGUGUACAAACAAGAUGUUUAUCGAUAAUAGGUCGUUACUUGUCAGCUAAUGCAGCUGAUGACACAUUAGUAUUAGUGAACAAUUAUGCUAAAUCUCAAGAUCCUCGAGUAAGAGCCCAAGCCUUUGAAACAAUGGCAGAACUUCACACUCACAGAAGUUGCAGACUUCCAGCUAGUUUCUUCCAAGAAGCUUGUCAGUGUCUACGUGAUGAUUAUGAAAUAGUCAGGCGUGCUGUCUUAAAAUUAAUUUGGCUGUUAGGAAAUGAGUAUCCGGAAACUAUGAUUUCUGGGGGAAAAGAUUAUGUUGAAGAUAUGAGGAUGGUAGACAGUGCCUUUUGUAAAUUAUGCAGUUUAAUGGGCGAUCUCUCUCCUAGAGUAAGAGCUUCAGCAAUGGCUUUACUAGGAUCACUAAAAGGUGUAUCUCGUCGCCAUAUAGAACAAGCACUAGAUAAGAAACAAAUAAGAGUUGAAGAUGAAGGUCCUAGAGAUGAAGAACGAACUGGAAUAAAUACUUGUGGUGCAUUUAUUCAUGGGUUGGAAGAUGAAUUUUUAGAGGUAAGAACUGCUGCAGUAGAAUCUUUGUGCGCAUUAUCAUUAGAAAGGCCAGUUAUAGCGAGAAUUUCACUGGAAUUCAUGGUAGAUAUGUUCAAUGAUGAAAUCCAAGAUGUUCGUAUAAGGGCGAUAGAGUCAUUAAGAAAAAUGUCAGCCAGUGUUACUUUAAGUAAAGAUCAAUUAGAAACUAUCCUUGGGGCCCUUGAAGACUUUUCUGGAGAAGUCAGAGAAGGGCUUCAUGCCACGCUAGGCGCAAGUCGUGUAGCCACGAAAAUCUGUCUACACAUGUGUGUCACAAGACUACUUGAUAAUUUGAGUCGUUAUCCGCAAGAUCAAGAUAGCAUAUAUAAUUGUUUAGCCACAAUGGGUGCUUCACAUCCUUAUUUGACUCUACCACUUGUGCCUCAGCUACUAGGACAACAUCCCUUUUUUGAUACACCUGAACUAAAUGUUGCUCUGCCAGCAUAUGUAAGCGUAUUAGUGCUAAUAUUUAAUGCUGCAGCUCAUUGUCCAAGCAUGCAUUCUUUGUUCACUCACCAUGCAGUUAAACAUUAUCAUUAUCUUCGUGAUACCAUGCCACAUCUAGUUCCCAGACUGAAACCAACUUUAAUGAUCAGCACGAGUCGACCAGACGAGAAAAUACGUGAUGAAGAGACUGAAGAUGAAAAUGCUCGGAAGUUUUUGGAGAAAAUGGUCUCAGCAGUGGAACUUGCAAGACCUGGUGGCAGAGUUUAUAGGCAACUUUUGGACGCGUCAGCAAUAGAUUUAGAUAGACUAGCUGAAAUGGAUUUGCGAAUGGAAGGCGUCGCUAGAUUUUUGGCAUUGUACAUACGUUGUUUACUACUCCUAAACUCAGUUAUUAAAGAAUUUACUGUCUCGCCCAGUACAUCAACGACUAACUCGUCGUCAAACAUCACAAAUAAAAUAACCCAGCUAUACAAACAUUCGCAACAAUUGUUGCGUUUAUUUAUCGGACUGGGAGAUAACGAAAUGGCACUAGCCAACGACAUUUGGCUCAAGGCUUUAGCAUUAGACUUAAUUCGCGUUGCGAGCAGCGAUACUGGUAGCGCCUUACCUUUGGCACGCCAGUUUUUGGCAGAAACUGAUACUCUACCUCAGGAUGCUUCAAAGUUACCACCAUUUUCAAAAGCUCUGGUUCAUCAACUACCAGCUGUUGGCGAAGCAAAACCAGGUACCCUCGCAAAACUUCUUUUACCGCUACUUGUGAAUCCUCCGCUAAAAGGAGAGGAAAAACUUCCGAGACCACCACCGACCACGAAGUACUGCCAGGCAAUUAUUGAGGAACCUAUAAGCGACUCUGAUACCGUGCUCAAAUUUACGGGUGGACUUAUUUUAGGCAUUCCGCUGACUGCAAAGAUUCUUAAUUUGCGUGACCCCAGCGCUGUAAGGAUCAAGUUGAGACAUCCAGAUCAGAAGGUGCAGCUAUUGCUGCCGCGUAAAUCUGAUCUCAAAUUGCAGAACAGCGACAAAACCAGUGACUACAGGCUAAGAACAACGGUGCUCUUAUCGCAUCAAGUAUGGAUGGAGGCAUGCUUUGUAGAUAUUUCUAUUGCACUACUUGUUCCUUCGGCUCAGCCUUGUACGCAUCCACCGCUAGACGACCCGUGCGUAUUGGAUCUGUGUAAACCUACGAAGAUUGCCAUUGCGCCAAAACAAGUAAAGAGGGGAAUAUAAGCAAUUAAAAUUAGGUGCCGCUCCGAAUGCCGGUGGUGAUCCGAAUCCAGUUGAUCCAAAACCAGUCUUUGCCGCUCCAAAAUCAGUCGGUGGUGAACCGAAGGCAGGUUUUGCUCCAAAGGCCGAGGGCUGUCCGAACACUGAGGAUGAGCCCAUGCCUCCAGAUGAAACUGCACCUCCAAACAUCGAAGUUCCGCCUCCAAGAGCUGGCGGACCGCCGAAGACUGAUCCUCCACUUGGGCUAGUGGGACUUGCCGCAGCGGCUCCAAAAAUAUUUCCACCAGCUGCUGGAGGUGAUGCCGCACUGGCGCCAAAUAUCGAACCAGCCGGUGCUGGUGUUGUCGUACUCGUGGACGUCGCUGAAGCUCCACCGAAGAUUGAGGAUGUUGGAGUGGUACUCGCACCAAAUACAGAGCCGCCAGUAGCUGGAGCUGCAGUUGCACCUCCAAAGAUAGAACCGGUCGAUGCCGCGCCGCCGAAUACUGAGUUGGUCGCAGUUGUUGCCGUUGUCGAAGCAGCAGGAGUAGCAGAGGACGCUCCAAAUAUUGGAGUCGCGAGAGCAGAUCCUGAUCCACCAAAGACGGAUGAUGUAGCGGGAGUACCUCCGAAGAGCGAGGUUCCGCUGCUUGGAGUUGUGCUGUUCGCUCCAAAAACUGUUAACAAUGUAUAUAUUAUUGUAACUAUUUUUGUGUACAAUUUGCUAUGCAAAGAAAUCUUUAUUAAGCAGCUUAUAGUUUCUUAUUUUUGAUGCUGAUUAACUUUAGACGAGAUCACUGAGGUGACUCGUAACGAAAUUUUGUAAAAAAUAUUUUUUUGAAAUGUUGUAAAGUUUACAAUGACUUGAUAAUAAAACGAUGUAAUGAUACAAAUUUAA